AUGUCGUCCCAAUAUGUGGUUUUCCAGGGACCUGAGAAUUUUAGACAUAGGAUUAUCUUUGCAACUUUAUCAGGUAAGCCAAUUAAAAUAGAGAAGAUACGUUCCCAGGAUUUGAAUCCCGGUUUGAGGGACCAUGAAGUGUCAUUUUUAAGACUUAUGGAAGCUGUGACCAAUGGUAGUGUUAUAGAAAUAUCAUAUACUGGUACUACUGUCAUCUAUAGACCUGGUAUUAUCAUUGGUGGCCCUUAUACACAUACAUGCCCUCCAUCUAAGCCAGUAGGAUAUUUUGUGGAGCCCAUGCUAUAUUUGGCGCCAUUUUCAAAGAAGAAGUUUUCCAUAGUAUUCAAAGGUAUCACCGCCUCACAUAACGAUGCUGGUAUAGAGGCUAUAAAAUGGGGUUUAAUGCCUGUCAUGGAAAAGUUUGGUGUGAGAGAAUGUGCGUUACAUACACUGAAACGUGGGUCUCCACCACAAGGUGGUGGUGAGGUUCACUUAGUUGUAGAUUCUCUAAUUGCCCAGCCGAUAACAAUGCAUGAGUUAGACAGACCAGUGAUAUCAUCUAUAAGAGGUGUUGCAUAUUCUACGCGUGUGAGUCCGUCGAUGGUAAAUAGAAUGAUAGAUGGUGCUAAACAAGUCUUGAAAAAUGUUAAAUGUGAAGUUAACAUCACCGCAGAUGUCUGGAGAGGAGAAAACUCUGGUAAAAGUCCAGGUUGGGGUAUUACAAUUGUAGCUGAGACAAAAAAGAAGGGCUGGUGUUACUUUGCUGAAGAAAUAGGUGGCUCUGGUGAUAUACCAGAAGAGAUAGGUUCUAAGGUAGCCUACAAACUUAUAGAAGAGAUAUCAAAGAGUGCCGCAGUUGACAGAAAUCAACUACCACUUGCUAUAACGUAUAUGGUCAUUGGAAAAGAAGAUAUUGGCAGACUUAGAAUAACAAGAGAACAGGUGGACGAAAGAUUUAUCCAAAUGCUUCGAGAUAUUAAAAAAAUAUUUGGUACCGAAGUAUUUUUGAAACCAGUAGAUGACAUCGGAAGCGACGAUUUUAUUGCUACAGUUAAAGGUAUCGGUUUCACCAACACAAAUAAGAAAAUUGCAUGA
Nakaseomyces glabratus is the source of this 1095-nucleotide messenger RNA. It is a transcript of the gene RCL1, whose product is annotated as rRNA-processing endoribonuclease. Gene Ontology annotation, biological process: endonucleolytic cleavage of tricistronic rRNA transcript (SSU-rRNA, 5.8S rRNA, LSU-rRNA); ribosome biogenesis. Lineage: Eukaryota; Fungi; Ascomycota; Saccharomycetes; Saccharomycetales; Saccharomycetaceae. Gene Ontology annotation, molecular function: RNA endonuclease activity. Gene Ontology annotation, cellular component: nucleolus. The record is from RefSeq and is a predicted model, not a curated record.